Messenger RNA from Mya arenaria, 3266 nucleotides. Its product is annotated as nuclear protein localization protein 4 homolog. Gene Ontology annotation, biological process: ubiquitin-dependent protein catabolic process. Bases 60 to 1907 code for a protein of 615 amino acids. Gene Ontology annotation, molecular function: ubiquitin binding; ubiquitin protein ligase binding. The record is from RefSeq and is a predicted model, not a curated record. Gene Ontology annotation, cellular component: nucleus. Lineage: Eukaryota; Metazoa; Mollusca; Bivalvia; Myida; Myidae. The transcript has 15 exons.
ACCACAAACAAUGGUGGACACAAGUUAACUGCAGACGAUUUAGAAAAGUAUUUGGUAAAAUGUCGCGAGGAAAAGCUAUUAUUGUGAGAGUUCAAUGUCCUGAACUAGGAACGAAACGCAUAGAUACAAAAGGAAAUGAAAGUAUUGCAGAUUUUAUGAAUAAGAUCCAGAAGACUUUUGAGUUAGGCGAUAUAGGAUGGAACGUUUACAAAACAAGGGAAAAGAAAGACAUUAUCAAAACAUCAAGGUCGAAAACCUUGGAUUCCUGCAAAGUAAAGCAUGGGGAUAUGCUUUACUUGUUCACUCAGACAACACACACGGGAGAAAGGCCAGGCAGUAGUGCCACCAUUGAUACCAGUCCUUUUACAAACACAGUUCAGGAGAAUGAGGUUGAUUUGUUGCUCUAUAAAGAGGACGGGAAGAUAGAUCGGAAUCGGGACGAACAGCUGUGCCAUCAUGGACCAUCCGGAAAGUGUCUUCACUGUGUUCCACUGGAGCCAUUUGAUGAGAAAUAUCUGGCUACCUGUGAUCCGCCCAUCAAGUAUUUGUCAUUUCACUCCUAUCUCCGAAAACUCACCAGCGGGGUAGACAAAGGGAAGUUUGCAAACCUGGAGAAUGUGACAUGCAAGAUCAAAGAGGGCUGCAAGGAGCACCCGCCAUGGCCUGGCGGCAUCUGCACCAAGUGUCAGCCCACCGCCCUCACACUUCAAAGACAGCGUUACCGUCAUGUUGACUACAUCAUGUUUGAGAACCCAGGGAUCUGUGACCAGUUCCUCAACUACUGGCGCAGCACAGGGAACCAGAGGAUUGGGAUCAUGUUUGGGCGAUACGAGCCCCACAAGGACAUCCCGUUAGGCAUCCGUGCUGUUGUAGUGGCGAUCUAUGAGCCACCACAAAUCAACAGUAAGAAUCGGAUAGAGCUGUUGGAAGAUCCCCUGGAGGAGACAGUCAACAAGUUUGGUUCCCGCCUUGGACUUGUGCCAGUUGGCUGGAUAUUCACCGACCUUGUAGCCGAUGAUCUCACGAAGGGCACUGUGAAAAACUUCAGGGGGAAUGUGGAUUCCCAUUUCCUCAGUGCUGAGGAGUGUAUAAUGGCCGCCCAGUACCAAAACAAAUAUCUCAACCCGUGCAAGUACUCCUCAGAUGGCUACUUUGGUUCCAAGUUUGUUACAGUUAUAGUUACGGGUGACCAGACAGGUCAGAUCCACUUUGAGGGUUACCAGGUGUCGAGUGUAUGCAUGUCACUGGUGAGAGACAAUUGCCUCAUUCCUACAAAGGACGCCCCAGAGCUCGGCUAUAUCAAGGAGUCAUCUAACGAACAGUAUGUUCCAGAUGUCUUCUACACGGACAAGGAUGAGUAUGGGAAUGAGGCGACCCAACUGGCCCGGCCCCUCCCCGUAGAGUACCUGCUGGUGGACAUGGGGGCAGCGUUCCCUGUGGAGCCCCAAUACACCUUCCGUCUUGCGGACAGGCCCUUUCCCAAGGAGAAUAGGACCACAACUGGUCAGGUCCAGGACUUCAAUGCCUUGAUCCAACACAUGGAGCAGUUCCCACCUAGCAAGUUCAUGGAGGCAGUGUCUGACUUCCACCUGCUGCUCUACCUCGCAACCUCAGACAUGCUCCCGCUCAAGGAGAGGAUAGUGGGCCUGCUAGAAGCAGUCAAGACUGGAGAUGAGAGCCUGGCUCACCACUUCAAGAAGACAGAGGAGUGGGCAACAGUUGAGGAACUGAUGGCAGCACAUGCACCUAACCCAGGUCUGUCGCGAGAAGGGUCGUACGUUGGCCCUGGAGCUUCGCCACUGCCUCCCAUUGGCUCCUCCAGCUCCGUGUGGACCUGUGCUCACUGUACCUUCCAUAACAAAGCAGAUAACCAGAGCUGUGAAAUGUGCUCCCUGCCCAGACAAUAGGGCUGUACAAAGUGAUAUAGGAUACAUGUGGUUCAUAUGGGAUUUGGUGUAAAUCAAGCGAAUAUUUAUAUUUUUAUGUACAUGUUCAUAUGUGUGUUCUUAGAGUUGUAAGAAAUUGACAACAGUAAGCCAUAAAUGAAGCAUGAUUUCAAUGAUAUGUGUUGAAAGCAGUAUGAUUUAAUCUGAACUAUAGCAGACCUUUAUAAGAUGACUGUGAUCAGCAUUAGUAUAAAUUUGCUGGUUUCACAGGCUGAUAUUGUUGUGAAGCUUUUUGAAAAGAUACCUUGCUGUAAUUGUGUGUUUUUUCAUAAAAAAUACCACUUAAAGCUGACAUCAGGGAUUACUUGUACAUUAUACAUGAGGUUCCACAGUGAAAUAAGAGUUUAUCAACUAAAGGUACCUCAGAGAUGAUGCUGAGCCAAUCUUCACUAACGUCUUCAGUCUUAGUCUCAAGACUUGGUACUGCAGGUCUUUAUUUCAUUGAUAAAUUACUAUUUGAAGGUCAAAAGUGAGAACAAAUGAUCAUAUGUUUAAAAUGAUGAAUUUUACCAUAAUUUUUCCCCUAUCUCUUUUCAAAAACAAUUGAAUACUUCAUUUUAAAAUUCUUUUUCUGAGUAUUAAAAUAAAACUCAUGAUGUUUGUGAAUUUCCACCCUGAUCUUUUUAUUAUGGUAUCUGCAAUAUACUGUAGUGCUAUUUAUGCAGCCACUAUAUUUCUAGCGUUUUGCUAUUUAGCUGGGAUAUUUCUAGCCUUCUGCCAUUUAGCUGCGUUAUUUCUAGCAUUCUGCCAUUUAUCUGAAAUGCCAUUUACCUGCACAAUUUCUUGCAUUUGGCCUCUCAGCUGCGAUAUUUUUUUCCAAGAUUAUCACUUUCACAAAAGUAUAUAUGUAGUCUAAAAGACAACCACCACAUUAAUGUGUUAAAAUUCAAGCAGUAAACUAUCCUGUUUUGGACAAUUUUUAUAAGGUUUGAAUUUUCUGCAGUAUCUUAUAUGAUGAAAAUGUUUGCUUAUGAACACAUAACACACAUGGUUGAUAAUUGAUUUGUAUCAAUUAAAUUAAUCAGUGUUUUUUGUUUGUUUUUUAAAAGUACAAUGUAUGUUGUCUGCAUAUAAAGCAAUUCCAUUAUGUUUGUGUUAUUAGUAUUUACAUGUUGUUUAGCUGUAUUGUUUCAGCUGAGAAUGUUAUAUGUGUAUGUAAAUUUAGUUCAGGCUGCUUUACAAACCUUGGCGAAAAAUGGUUAUGAAUGUUCCAACUGAAUUGUAUUGGCUAUUUUUUUUUAGACAUCUAAAGGCUUUUUUCGAGUAUUUGAAUGAUGCACAGCAUUCAGCAAUACUGAAAUAAAUAUUUCCAAAUAUACA